AUGGCCCACCGCGCCGCUCCCAACGGCGGCAGCACGGCCGGCGGCCCCUCCUCGGAGCCGGCGCUGAAGGAGGCCGGCGGCGGCUCCGCGGCGCGCUCCUCGUCGUCCUCGCCGCCUUCCUCCUCCUCCUCCUCCUCCUCCUCCUCCUCCUCCACCCCGAGCUCGGCCAUGGAGACGGGGCUGCUCCCCAACCACAAGCUGAAGAGCGUCGGAGGCGAUCGCCCCGCCGCGCCGCCCCACCACCACCGUGCCCACCACCCGCACCACCAUGCCCACCACCACCAUGCCCACCGCCCGCACCACCGCCACCACGCUCCGCCGCAGCCGCUGAACCCCUUCCCGCCGCCGCCGCCGCAGCAGCCGCCGCCUCAGCACCAUCCCGCGCAGAAUAGCAGCGGCAGCCUCGGCGGCGGCGGCGGCGGCAACAACAACGGCGGCGGCGGUGGCGGCGCUGCGCAGCCCGGCGCAGACAUGGAGCAGCAGCAACAUGGAGGAAAAGACGGCGUCCUGGGCGCUCCGGCCGAGCCGCCGCAGCAGCCGCCGCAGCAGAUGCUGAAUAAAGGCGCCGACGAGGAGGAGAUGCCCGGCAAAAUGGGCGAGCCCAUCGGCGGCCGCUACGAGCACCCCGGCUUGGGACCCCUGGGCGGACAGCAGCAGCCCCAGCAGCCGCCCCCGAGCGCCGGGAGCGGCGGCGGCCUCGGCGGCGGCGGCGGUGGCGGCGGGGGAGGCGGUGGCGGCGGCCCCUCCGCGGUGGGUGUCUCGGAGUUCAACAGCUAUUAUGGCAACGCUGCCCCUGCCGCUGCCAGCAGCGCUACGGCGAGCCGCGCCGGGCCUUGCUUUGAUCAACAUGGCGGACAACAAAGCCCCGGGAUGGGGAUAAUGCACCCCGCGGCGGCCCCCAACAGCAUGGACCCCCUGCAGAACUCGCACGAAGGGUACCCCAACAGCCACCGGGCGGCGGCAUGA
Lagopus leucura (white-tailed ptarmigan) is the source of this 966-nucleotide messenger RNA. RefSeq names its product AT-rich interactive domain-containing protein 1B-like. The coding region runs from base 1 to 966 and encodes 321 amino acids. The record is from RefSeq and is a predicted model, not a curated record. The transcript is spliced from 2 exons. NCBI's taxonomy places the organism in Eukaryota, Metazoa, Chordata, Aves, Galliformes, Phasianidae.